AUGGCGACCGCCGUCCUCCUCCGAUCUCUCCGUCGACGUGACUUUACCUCCGGCUCUCUCUCUGCUUACAAAACCUUGACUGUAAGCAGCAAGCCUUCAUGGGCACUAGGUACCAAAUGGGCAGGUCUUGCUAGGCCAUUCAGCACAAAACCGGCUGGGAAUGAUGUGAUUGGUAUUGACUUGGGCACUACAAACUCUUGUGUUUCUGUCAUGGAAGGGAAGAACCCAAAAGUUAUUGAGAAUGCUGAGGGUGCUCGGACCACUCCGUCGGUGGUUGCUUUUAACCAAAAAGGAGAGCUGCUCGUUGGUACACCAGCAAAACGGCAGGCUGUCACCAAUCCGACAAACACGCUUUUUGGAACUAAGCGGCUAAUUGGUCGACGUUUUGACGAUUCUCAGACACAAAAGGAAAUGAAGAUGGUUCCGUUCAAAAUUGUCAGGGCCUCAAAUGGAGAUGCUUGGGUUGAAGCCAAUGGGCAGCAGUACUCCCCUAGCCAAAUUGGAGCUUUUAUUCUGACUAAGAUGAAGGAAACUGCAGAGGCCUACCUUGGGAAAUCUGUAAACAAAGCUGUGGUCACUGUUCCAGCUUAUUUUAAUGAUGCUCAAAGACAGGCUACUAAGGACGCAGGAAGAAUUGCUGGCCUUGAUGUGCAGAGAAUUAUUAAUGAGCCUACGGCUGCUGCAUUAUCCUAUGGUAUGAACAACAAGGAGGGUCUUGUUGCUGUUUUUGAUCUUGGAGGUGGAACCUUUGAUAUUUCCAUCUUGGAGAUAUCAAAUGGUGUCUUUGAGGUGAAAGCCACCAAUGGUGACACAUUUUUGGGAGGAGAGGAUUUUGACAAUACUCUGUUGGAAUUUUUGGUGAGUGAGUUCAAGAGGACUGAGGGAAUUGAUCUGGCAAAAGACAAGCUUGCUCUGCAGAGACUUCGGGAGGCAGCUGAGAAAGCAAAGAUAGAGCUUUCUUCAACGUCUCAGACUGAAAUCAACUUGCCUUUUAUUACUGCAGAUGCAUCUGGGGCUAAACAUUUGAAUAUAACAUUGACCAGAUCAAAGUUCGAGGCUUUGGUGAAUAACUUGAUCGAGCGGACUAAGGCUCCUUGCAGGAAUUGUUUAAAGGAUGCUGGCAUUUCAACAAAGGAGGUUGAUGAAGUUCUCCUUGUUGGAGGAAUGACCCGCGUGCCUAAAGUUCAAGAAAUUGUUUCAGAAAUCUUUGGCAAGUCGCCAAGCAAAGGGGUGAAUCCUGACGAGGCAGUUGCCAUGGGAGCUGCCAUUCAGGGUGGCAUCCUCCGUGGUGAUGUGAAAGAGUUGCUUCUCCUGGAUGUUACUCCUUUAUCACUUGGUAUUGAGACACUGGGCGGUAUCUUUACGAGGUUGAUCAAUAGAAACACUACCAUUCCCACAAAAAAGAGUCAGGUUUUCUCAACAGCUGCUGACAACCAAACCCAAGUAGGAAUUAAAGUUUUGCAAGGAGAACGUGAGAUGGCUUCCGACAACAAGUCCCUUGGUGAAUUCGACCUUGUGGGCAUUCCUCCAGCUCCUAGGGGCAUGCCUCAGAUAGAAGUAACGUUUGACAUUGAUGCCAAUGGAAUUGUCACUGUUUCUGCAAAGGACAAGACCACUGGUAAAGAGCAGCAGAUUACCAUUAGAUCAUCAGGUGGUUUAUCUGAAAGUGAGAUUGACAAUAUGGUUAGGGAGGCGGAGAUGCAUGCUCAGAAAGACCAAGAAAGAAAGGCUUUGAUUGAUCUCAAAAACAGUGCGGACACCACCAUCUACAGUAUUGAGAAGAGUGUAAAUGAGUACAGGGAGAAAGUUCCAAGUGAAGUGGUGUCAGAAAUUGAGUCAGCCGUUUCAGAAUUGAGAUCUGCAUUGUCCGGGGAUAACAUUGACGAGAUUAAGGCAAAGCUUGAUGCUGCAAAUAAAGCUGUAUCAAAAAUUGGGGAGCACAUGACCGGUAGUUCUGGUGGUUCCUCUGGGGGUGCUCAGGGUGGCGACCAGGCCCCAGAAGCAGAGUAUGAGGAGGCAAAGAAGUAA
This is a messenger RNA of Fraxinus pennsylvanica, 2028 nucleotides long. The record is from the annotation of a GenBank genome assembly. Lineage: Eukaryota; Viridiplantae; Streptophyta; Magnoliopsida; Lamiales; Oleaceae.